CAGAGCAUUUUCCAUCAACCCUCUUUUAUAUACUUCUAUAGUCUGUCAAGGACUUCUUCCUUCUUUCAAAUCGUAUAUAUACAAAAAUGGGGUAUCGAAAAUUUUCCAGGUUCGAUUUACUUUUCUUGAUUAUAGUUUUUGAUGUGGUGAGUGCAGAAAAUGGUGGACAAAUUUUGAACGAUCGAGCUUCCCUUGUAUCAUUCAUGUCUCAAAUCACUGAUGACCCUAAAAAUGCUUUAAAGAAUUGGAACUCUUCUGAUGUAUGCAAAUGGUCAGGUGUAACUUGUGACAAGAAUGGGACUAGAGUUGUAAAGCUUGUUUUAAGUCAAAAAUCGCUACGUGGAACUAUUGCACCAUCUCUAUCCAAGCUUUCCUACUUGUUGAUUCUUGAUCUGUCUGAGAACUUCUUUGAAGGUCGCAUCCCUGCUGAACUUGGUUCUCUUUCCCUACUUCAAGAGAUCAGCUUAUCAUCCAAUAGUCUUGAAGGAUACAUUCCAACUGAAUUUGGAUUUCUUCAUCAAUUAACGUAUCUAAAUUUUGGAAGUAACAAGCUAACAGGUGACAUGCAUAUGUCACUUUUUUGUAACGCCUCUUCUUCUCUUAAGUAUUUAGACCUCUCCAACAAUUCACUUGCUGGUGAAAUCCAUUUGAAUAGUCAAUGCGAGUUUAAAGAGCUGAAAUAUCUCCUCCUUUGGUCGAACCAUCUUGUGGGCAAAGUUCCUCAAGCCAUUUCAAACUCUUCAAAACUAGAAUGGCUCGACUUGGAGUCGAAUUCACUAACCGGGGAGUUACCAUCCAAGAUUCUGAGUAAAAUGGUAAACUUGAAAGUUCUGCAGUUGUCCUACAAUCAAUUCUCGAGUCAUAACGGUAACACUGACCUCAAACCAUUUUUUGCUUCUUUAGCUAAUUGCUCUAACUUGCAAGAACUCGAUAUGGCGGGAAAUCAUCUUGGGGGAGAGUUGCCUUCUAUUAUUGGUACUCUCUCUACUAAACUUGCACAGAUAAAUCUUGAUGAUAAUCAUAUUUAUGGUCCAAUUCCUCCAGAAAUUUCAAAUCUUGUCAACCUCACUCUACUGAACUUGUCUAGUAAUCUCCUCAAUGGUUCGAUCCCUCCUGAACUUUGUCAACUGGAGACACUGGAGAGACUGUAUCUAUCGAAUAACUCACUCUCCGGCCAUAUUCCAUCAGCUUUUGGAAAUGUUCCCCAUUUAGGCCUUCUUGAUUUGUCGAGAAACGAACUCUCUGGUACAAUCCCUGAUAGCUUUGCUAACCUUUCUCAGCUAAGAAGGCUUUUGCUUUACGACAAUCAGCUCUCAGGUACAAUCCCACCAAGCCUAGGAAAAUGCAUUAACUUGGAAAUUCUCGACCUUUCUUGCAAUAGGAUUUCAGGGACAAUUCCAAGUGAAGUUGCAGGUUUGAGUAGUUUGAAACUAUACUUGAACUUAUCCAGCAAUCACCUGCAUGGGCAUAUUCCCCUAGAGAUGAGUAAAAUGAACAUGGUUCUAGCCAUUGACCUAUCAUCAAACAACCUCUCGAGCACGAUCCCCUCCCAACUUGGAAGCUGUAUUGCUCUAGAGCACCUCAACCUUUCGCAAAAUAUUUUUGAGGGGCCGCUGCCUGAAUCUAUAGGAAACUUGCCGUAUCUCAAAGAACUUGAUGUGUCCUUCAAUCAGUUAACAGGGGAGAUACCGAACUCUCUGCAGGCUUCGUCUACUUUGAAGAAACUGAAUUUUUCUUACAACAGCUUCUCUGGGAACAUAACAAACAGUGGUGCAUUUUCGUCACUAACCAUCCAAUCUUUCCUAGGGAAUAAAAGGCUUUGUGGUUCAAUUGAAGGCAUGCGAAGUUGUCACAGAAAACAAAUUCGCCAUUUAUUAGUGGCAAUUCUCUUUUCAUUACUCAUCACUCCUAUAUUCUGCAUCGCUGGAUAUCCUCUAGUACAUGGAUCAAAAUUCAGGAGGCAAUCACCGGUUUUUAAUCUGAAGGGCAUUGAAGAUGAAGAAGAAGCAAUAGGAAAAGAGAGAAAAUACCCAAAAAUUUCUCAUCGACGACUCAUUGAAGCCACAGGAGGAUUUAGUCCAUCAACACUAAUUGGGUCAGGUAGAUUUGGUCAUGUUUAUAAAGGAGUUCUUCAAGAUAACACAAGGAUAGCUGUGAAAGUUCUGAACUCUAAGGCAGAUGGCGACAUUUCCGGGAGCUUUAAAAGGGAAUGCCAAAUUUUGAAAAGAAUCAGGCACAGAAAUUUGAUCAGGAUUAUAACAAUAUGCAACAGGCCAGAUUUUAAGGCCAUCGUCCUUCCGCUGAUGCCAAAUGGAAGCCUCGAAAAUCACCUGUAUCCAAGCCAUGAACUGAAGUGCAGAUUGGAUUUGGUUCAGCUUGUAAGCAUUUGCAGUGAUGUGGCUGAAGGGAUGGCCUAUCUGCAUCACUAUUCACCAAUGAAAGUGGUGCAUUGUGAUCUUAAGCCGAGCAAUAUUCUCCUUGACGACGAUAUGACAGCUUUGGUCACUGAUUUUGGCAUCUCAAGAUUGGUAAAAGUUGCCGAUGAGAAUGUUUCCAUCAAUGAUUCAGCAACUUAUUCCUUCGGCUCUACGGAUGGUUUGCUUUGUGGUUCAGUUGGUUAUAUUGCACCAGAAUAUGGAAUGGGAAAGCACGCAUCGCCUCAAGGAGAUGUUUAUAGCUUUGGGGUUCUUCUGUUAGAGAUUGUGGCAGGGAGACGCCCAACGGAUAUCCUUAUAAAAGAAGGUUCAAGUUUGCACGAAUGGGUUAAAAAUCACUAUCCGAACAGGCUUGAGUCAAUUCUUGAAGGAGCAAUAGAAAGGUGUGCACCAUGUGCUACAAUUCAAGGUGACAGCAGCAAGAUAUGGCGAGACGUGGUCAUGGAACUGAUCGAACUCGGAUUAAUCUGCACGCAGUACAAUCCUGCCAACAGACCAACCAUGCUAGAUGUAGCUCAUGAAAUCAGUCUUCUGAAGCAGUAUCUUUAUAGUCCUUCGAACUUGCUCAUUAAAUAAGCAUCAAGAAACUAAAAUAUUUUUGUGUCAAGAAUGGCAACAAAAAAAUUCUGCAAUUCUAAUUUUUCUGUUAUUUAUGCUUAUUAUAGCCAGGACUAAACUAUUUCAGGUGGAUUCAAAUUUUCAUUGUCAUGGAGUUAUUUAGAAUUUUAUCUUUAAACUUGGCAAGCAGUCAUUUCCAGUGUUUGCAUAA
Molecule: messenger RNA, 3204 nt
Organism: Olea europaea var. sylvestris
Lineage: Eukaryota; Viridiplantae; Streptophyta; Magnoliopsida; Lamiales; Oleaceae
Product: putative leucine-rich repeat receptor-like serine/threonine-protein kinase At2g24130
Exons: 2
Coding region: 87-3011 (974 amino acids)
Biological process (GO): protein phosphorylation
Molecular function (GO): protein kinase activity; protein binding; ATP binding
Source: RefSeq, a predicted model, not a curated record